GCAAGAUGACACAAAUACAAACACUUAGUCCUGAUUAUAUCGCUCAACCUUUUAUGAAGCCCGACCCUCAUGUUGGAGUCUUUCAUACUCAAACAAAGUUGCCCUACAAGCGCUGUAUUUCUCGUGAACUCCGCCCACCCGCAGAGCACACCUGCCCGCGAGCUCGAGCUCAGGUGAGACAUUCUCGAGCUCAGGUGCGCCGCAUUCCGAGCGCGUGAAGGCGAGCAGGAGGUCGCGUCGCGUCGCGUCAUGGCGGAGUCGCAGCUCAUGUGUAUGGAGGACGGGCUCAUGCCCACCGCGGUGCCCGAGUCCCAUCCCCAGUUCUACUACAGCGAGCAGCAACGCGCCGCCCUCGAGAAGCUCCUCGAGCACGGAGACGGCGCGUUCAAGACCCUCCUGAAGGACGAGAAGAGCCAAGACUUUCUGUCGGCGCGGGAGAUCAAGACCAUCACGAGCACCUUCGUCAAAUAUCAGCGCGAGGACGACGAUGGAGGGGCGUCGGAGAACCGAGCGAAACGCGACGCGAGCGACUCGAUGCGCUCCACAUACUGGCCUCAGAAGUCGGACACUGCGGUUCCUCCACUGGACCUCGGCUGGCCCUCAUCAGGGCUCUUCAAAGGGGUCACCCGAGUGUCUGUGUACACACACCCGCCCAAGGAGAACAGCCCGCACAUCAAGGAGGUGGUCCGCAAACUCAUACAGGAAUCAUGCAAGGUCGUGGCGAUCGUGAUGGACCUGCUGACCGACCUGCAGAUCCUGCGGGAUCUGUUCGAGGCGUCCAAGCGCGGCGUUCCCGUGUACAUCGUGCUGGACGAGCUGGGAACGCCGCACUUCCUCGACAUGUGCAACCGGAUGCAGGUCGGAGCGAAGGAGCUGCAGAACGUGCGCACUCGGAGCGUAAAGGCCGUCGGCCUGAACCUGUCGAUGGGCAGAAUCCCGGGAAACGUCCACAGCAAGUACAUGCUCAUCGACGGCGAUAAAGUCAUGUUCGGGACGUACAGUUUCUCCUGGACGUCUUCCCGCAUGGACAGGAACAUGAUCACGGUGAUGUCCGGACAGGUGCUGGAUUUCUACGAUAACGAUUUCCGAGAACUUUACGCCAUAUCGGACAAACUGGACCUCUUUAAGGAGUUCCACCUCGACAAGCCUCGGACCAACACCUUGUCCCGCGCCGCCGUUCCCAAACGCCCCGUAGCCGCCACUUCCCGAUUCCAGGUGAACCUCGGAGACGUCAAAGUGCCGGCGCACAAAUACCACAACCCCAAGUACCUGUUCUCGCUGGGACAGCUGCCGGGACCCGCGCCGCAGAUGCAGGACUUCCUGAACACCAUGGAGGCGCCCGAUCCCGAGAAUCCCACGGAAGAGCUGGAGAACCUCACGCCGCUUCCCUCCGAGACCGGGAAGAAGAAGCCGAGCAAGAAAACCAAAACGCUGUCGAAGUCGAAGUCGAAGGGGUCGUGGUGGAGGAGACAGAAGAAGGAGGCCAGUGAAGCUGUGAUUGAGGAAAACACACCAGACGACGAGUCCAAACACACACUCCCCGCGGAUCCGAGCUCGGAGGACACUGGGAAAAAGAAGAAGAGAGGACUGAUGAGCUUUUUUAAAAAAGCGAAAUGAGGAUUAUCCUUUAAAUGAGCAUGUGCAUCUGUGCCGUGUUUACAGACUGACCUCACUUUAGACUUGUGUGUGUGUGUGUGUGUGUGUGUGUGGUUGAUAUGAUCAGUGUUUACAGGUGUAACGAUACCCUCGUGUCACGAUUCGAUACCAAGAUACGAUAUUACUGUGAUGCUUCAAGACAUAUGAUAAAAGGUUAACAAAAGAUGUACUGCUGAUUAAAAUGAUAUAUUUGGUAUUAUUGUGGGUGUAAAUGGAUAGUAUUGGACUUGGUGCUGAAACCCAAUGAAGGACAAAAGAGACACCAGAAUAAAAAUAUUCAUGAUUCUGAA
This is a messenger RNA of Pimephales promelas (fathead minnow), 1946 nucleotides long. RefSeq names its product scaffolding CK1 anchoring protein Fb (gene sack1fb). NCBI's taxonomy places the organism in Eukaryota, Metazoa, Chordata, Actinopteri, Cypriniformes, Leuciscidae. The record is from RefSeq and is a predicted model, not a curated record. Gene Ontology annotation, molecular function: protein kinase binding; catalytic activity. Gene Ontology annotation, biological process: signal transduction.